This is a messenger RNA of Nicotiana tabacum (common tobacco), 1127 nucleotides long. NCBI's taxonomy places the organism in Eukaryota, Viridiplantae, Streptophyta, Magnoliopsida, Solanales, Solanaceae. The record is from RefSeq and is a predicted model, not a curated record.
GCCAAAUCUCCCACUCCCACCCCCACCCCACCCCCUAAAAAAAGGGAAAAGCCCUAAGACGUCGACUAAUUCUCUAGACAGUUCGUAUAAACCUAAAAAGCCAGAAACGUCAACUUCUCUAACAGUUCCAUCAUAACCUCAGUUUUGAACGAAUUUGCAGAGAUCUGCUACGACGAAUUCAAAUAAUUAAAGAAACUGAUCUACUCCUAAAAUUCAGCAAUUAGCGAACGCAGCUACUCGUCACCUUCAUUGACAACAGCUGCUCAUCUUCGAGUUUCUUCUCAUUAAGGAUGGAUGGGCUAGGGAGUAAAUACACACAACUUGCAAAGAUAGUGUUUGAUCAGCAUUCAUCACCAUCUUCAAGUGAUCAAUAGAUUGAAUCAUUUAACAGAUUACAAAACUGAGAUUACUGGAAUAACCGCCGGAGAUUUAGAUGGAGUUUCUUGUUCAUUGGCUGAUGCACAGAUGUCCAUGAAGAAGCUAAAAACCAUAUUGAUUGGCCACAGUUUACACAAUGACCUUCGAGGAUCAGCCUUCUAAUAGAAGACCUUCUUUAAGUAAUUUGUGUAAGUCUUUGUGUUUCCAAAUAGUUGUGUUAGGUUUUGAACUUCGAAAGAAGGACUCUCCACAUAAUUGUCUGGAUGAUGCAUGUACUGCGAUGAAACUUGUUCUUGCCAAGAUUAGUGUGGAGUUGAUUGUAUCAUACCGUUAGUUCAUGAGGAGGUGCAAGAGCCCUAGGUGGCAAAGCUACUUGUCCACAAAAUACCAGUGUCUGUUCAUAGCGAAGAGUUACACAAAGUUAUUCCUGGAGACUUUACCAUAGAAGUUAAGAUUAAAAAUUUGAAGUCCAAAGAACCUAUCCUUGAAGAAAGUGUAGAGCAUAUUGAAGUAUAAGAGGUUUUUGGUUUGUGGGGGAUGAUUAAAGACAUUGUCUUAUGUACAUAUAUAUGAUGCAAUUUUACUUUUUCUCUCUUUAGGAAUUGUUAAAAAUGAUCUCUUACAAUUUAGAUUGGUUUCUGGUAAAUAUGAUACUUUAGUUCAUUAUACUAACAAGAUAUCAAGUAUUUGGUUUAUUUUCUAAUGUUGUUCAGCGUGUAUGAAAGCAUAUAAAGAAUUAUUACUAUUCA